AUGAAACGCUCAGACAAGCUACGGGCGAUGGAAGCGACGUGGACUUUGGACGAGGACGACGUUCUCCGCCACGCUGUGUUUGAGCAUGGAGGCAAGAAGUGGAAGGUGAUCGCGAUGGAGUUUCGACCGCCGCGCACGCCCAGCGACUGCCAACACCGUUGGAAUUACCUCCAGAACCACGGGUCGAACGAAAAGCAGCCGUGGAACGCCGCCGAGGAUGAGAGGAUGGUGAACCUCAUUCACAAGUAUGGCGCCGGCAAGUGGGCCGUCAUUGCGUCGUACCUUCCAGGACGCAAUGGCAAGCAGUGCCGCGAACGGUGGCACAACCAGUUGAACCCGGCUAUCAAUAAGAACCCGUGGUCGGCCGAAGAGAACGAAAUUAUCUUGCACAUGCAAGCCACGUCACUGUUACCUGGUUGGGGUUCACUGUCUCUGGUCCCCCCCCAGCUGAAGAAAACCCAUAAGAGUGUGGCGAGUCCACACCAAGCGCGCAAAACCCCCCAACCUGCCAAAGUCGUUGUUGCGCCAGCCCCGCAUCCCCCCCUCGUUGACUGCUCACAAGUGUUGGCCGUACAAUUCGACGUGCCCGCGGCAGGAGAACCAAAGAGAGCCGCGCCCCACACUCCGCCCAAACUACCCGUCCCAUCCGAACCCUUGGGCUCGUUGUCACCUGUCGUUGUCUCCAAGUUUGAUUGGAGCACGACGCUUCCGAAGCCUCUAGACAAGUGGCUGGACGAUUUACCCGACGACAGCAUCCUCGAGUCGUUGACAUUGGCGGACCAGGCGUUGUUUGCCGCGCCCGAUUACAUUUUCACCCCCACGAUCGACUUGGAUAAUCCCGACUUGACGGACGUAAUGGACCUUAUUUUGGGUGCGUAG
This is a messenger RNA of Aphanomyces invadans, 879 nucleotides long. RefSeq lists its product as hypothetical. The record is from RefSeq and is a predicted model, not a curated record. The transcript is spliced from 5 exons. The coding region runs from base 1 to 879 and encodes 292 amino acids. Lineage: Eukaryota; Oomycota; Saprolegniomycetes; Saprolegniales; Verrucalvaceae.